CGAAGGGGACGGAAGGGAGGGGAGAGAGCGAGAGAGAGAGAAAAGAGGGGGAGCACAUGUGUAUGCUUGUCACUAAGGGGCUGGGAGAAGGACUAAGGGAAGCGAGGUAGCUGGCCACAGCCGCCAUAUGCUGACUGGAUUCCUGUUCAUGUCUGCUGUGUGAAGACUGUAGGUUUCUGUUGUGUGCUGGCCGGCUGGGGAACACACCAUGGGAAGCUCACAUCUCCUCAACAAAGGCAUGCCUCUAGGCAUCAGGCCACCCAUCAUGAACGGGCCAAUGCACCCCCGCCCGCUGGUGGCGCUGCUGGAUGGGCGCGACUGCACUGUGGAGAUGCCCAUCCUGAAAGAUGUAGCAACUGUGGCCUUCUGUGACGCUCAGUCCACACAGGAGAUCCACGAGAAGGUGCUGAAUGAAGCUGUAGGAGCUCUGAUGUACCACACCAUCACUCUGAUGAGAGAAGACCUGGAGAAAUUUAAAGCUCUGCGCAUCAUCGUCCGCAUCGGCAGCGGCUACGACAACAUUGACAUAAAAUCUGCAGGGGAACUGGGCAUUGCUGUAUGUAAUAUGCCGGCGGCCUCAGUGGAGGAGACGGCGGACUCCACACUGUGUCACAUCCUCACCUUGUACCGACGCACCACCUGGCUGCACCAGGCUCUCCGGGAGGGCACACGGGUUCAGAGCGUGGAGCAGAUACGAGAGGUGGCGUCAGGGGCGGCGAGGAUCAGAGGAGAGACACUGGGACUCAUAGGGCUCGGUCGAGUGGGCCAAGCUGUAGCCCUGCGAGCCAAGGCCUUUGGCUUCAAUGUGAUUUUCUAUGACCCUUAUUUGGCUGACGGAGUAGAAAGAUCCCUGGGACUACAAAGGGUCACCACACUACAGGACCUGCUCUUCCACUCUGACUGUGUGUCUCUGCACUGCAGCCUGAACGAACACAACCACCACCUGAUCAACGACUUCACCAUCAAACAGAUGCGUCAGGGGGCGUUCCUGGUAAACACAGCCAGGGGGGGCCUGGUGGAUGAGAAGGCCCUGGCUCAGGCUCUGAAGGAGGGGAGGAUACGUGGAGCGGCUCUGGAUGUGCAUGAGACGGAGCCUUUCAGUUUCAGUCAGGGCCCACUGAAGGACGCCCCCAAUCUGAUCUGCACCCCACAUGCUGCCUGGUACAGUGAACAGGCGUCGCUGGAGAUGAGAGAGGAGGCAGCCAGGGAGAUCCGAAGGGCUGUCACAGGUCGUAUCCCAGACAGUCUGAAGAACUGCGUGAACAAGGAGUUCCUCACCCAGAACAACCACUGGGCAGGAGUUGACCCAGCUACAGUCCACCCUGAGCUAAAUGGGGCUUACAGGUAUCCCCCAGGAGUAGUGAGCUUGCCAGCCGGCGGCCUCCCGCCUCCCGUUGAAGGCAUUGUGCCCAGCGCCGUGCCCAUUACACACACCCUCCCGCCCGCUGUCACACACCCGCCUCAUGCCCCAUCUCCUGGACAAAACACAGUGAAGCCACCAGAGGGCGACAGAGAGCAGCAUCCCAAUGACCAACUGUAGCCACACUCACACACACACAUACACGCACACACACAAACACACAUGCUUGCCCGUGUUAUCUGUUAACUGGAGGUCAGCAUGGCAACCGGUGUCAAAGUUCCCUAGCGACAAGUUGUUAUCAGACAGGUUCACAGAGUGUCAGAGCGACAGGUUGAGGUCCCAAAAACAAUCGAUUCACAGCUGUCUGGCAAUUGGUUCCCAGCAGCCAGUUCACACUCCAAAGAGGAAGAAGAGGAUGAGGAGGUGGAGCGGAUAGCUGUCAAAUGCUCUAAUCAAAGCACAAGACAGUUGUCCUCUGCCCCAACCAGAUGUCCUGAAAAAGACUGUAAAACUCAAGGUCCGCUGGUUGAUCUUCACUUAACAACUUAAGCUGAGUUUUAAAUUGUUUCCUCUGCCAGAAGUUACAAAAAAAUCUCUUGAUUGGGAAAGAAAAAAAUACUGAGUCAAAUUCUGCUUUCUUAGACUGUAGUGUGUCCAAAGUUAGAGGAACGGGUUUCAUGUCUUUCUCUCCUUUUUCUGUGUCCUUUCCUUAGUUUGAUGUACAAGCAAAAGUAGUAGGUUAUGAAAUGAAUGUAACCUGUCUGUGUACAGUUUUUAGAUUUACGGCAAGAAGAUACUGAUAUUUGUAUUCCAGUCUUAACAAAAACAAGAGUUAUGUGAUCUCUCUAUGUAGCCAAACUGGUUUGAGAAUACAAUAUCUGUUUGUUUUCUGUUUUUUUUUUUUUUUUUAAUGUGUCCCCAAAUUAACAAGCCCCCCCAAAAAAGAGGCAGCUUUUUGCACACCAUCUCAGGAAAUUAAGUUUCCGCAGUUGGUAUAUUAUUUUUUUAUUUUUAUUUUUUUGUUUAAAAAAUUCCUUUUUAUGCCACUUAGUGCUUUUGUUUUUCUACCUGCUUGCCUUUUCAUGUCCCGCUACAUUAGAAAAAGAACUUUAACAAGAGCUAAAGUCAAUCUAAUGUUUGCUUUUGUUUGUUAUGUUAAAGGGGCAUGUGACUUUGCUCUUGGACUAAUGUAAAUGUUUGACCCAAAUCGAGGGGGUUGUGGGUGGAAAGGCUGUAGGAAGGUGGCAAAAUGGUAUGCUUGGCUAGAGCGACUUCAUCCUUAGUCGUGAUUUCUAAUUGCAAACUAGAGUGGUUGCAUUUAUUACUCUGUAAGACAAAGCAGGUAGUCCAUAAGGUGAUUCACUGAGAGUUGUAGCAGCUUACACUCAUAGAAGGUACUAAUAUUCGUCUUUAUUCGUUCGUAUCUUUGUCUUCAUGUCUAAUGAUCCAGUACUUCCACUGUCACACAGUAAACGUCCAGCUCAUGGAGUUUGAGCAGCUCAGCACACUAAGGUUUACAAAUAAUGCACAACAUUGAUGAGAUCCGUGUGUUGCUUCACGCUGCUAAAUCAGUAAUUGCCUGAAGUUGCCCUUCCAGCACCUGGAUAUGUCAAAGCAGCCAGCAGACUUGUGAAAAACUGCAUCAAAAGCUCAGUUAUUCAACUGCUCUGCUUUCUGCCAAAACCAUUUUUGGUCCUUAUUUGAAAUUAAACUCACUUGUACAGAUGUCACAUCCAGUUAAGGACAGUUAAUAGUUACUGACAGAUGAGGAACAGUUGUGUGCUUCAAGUUAGGUCAAACCAAAUUUUCAUAUUUCUGAUCUGCUCCCAAGUCGACCUUUUAAGACUUUUAAAAAUGCUUUUUGUCUUGUCAGUUUGAACAGCUUUCUAAAAGAAGAGCAACCUGCUUAUGCGAUUGAAAAACUAUGGUUUUGCUGAAACGUGACAAACGUCAUAUAUGCACAGUGAAGUAAAGAUGUUUUAAUGAUAGCAUGUCAGAAUGUACGGAUUGCUCCAGUCUAGUAUCCCUUUAACAUUUCAUGAUGGCUCCUUCCUGAGUAUACCGUUUAGCCACCCUCUGUGGCCUCUGUGUCUAUGUGUACAUAUGGUGUUCUGCCUGCCUGUGUCAAUGUGACUUGGUUGUAUCUGUGUCUAAAAAAGCAGCACUGGGAGGAGGGGUGGUGGCGAGUACUCUCCACAAGGCAUCAUUACACAACCGAACACUAUGUAAAAGAAAAAAAAAAAGGAAAAAAAAAGGCAGCAAACUGAACCAGUAAUCCACGUGUUUAUUGGUUACGUUCCCACAAUGUAAAAAAAUGUGCUUAAAUUGUUAUGGCAAAGGGUCAAAGGUAAAAUAUCUGAAUCUCUUUGCUAUCAGGAAUAUUUAUUUAUCACCGAUUCUGACUCAUGUGUUGUUGAUGCUAGCAGGCCAGCUAAGUGAUGGUGCUUUCUCGAUCCCCUUCUACCAGCAGCUGAGUAGUAAAAACAGUUCACUGUUGCCUACCUGGUCGUCUUCAUGGUGAGGUAGUAAGCGUAGCGAUCAGGGAUGGAAAUUUCACUUGCCAUUGGUCUGUAUUUUGCAGCCUGGGCUAAUGUCAAAUUCUCACUGGCCAGAAUAUGAACAGGGCGUCUAGCACAGAGGGUAUUGUGGUGACAUUUAAAUAUCACUGUCAAGCUUGAGCCCCAGAAUCCUGAUAAGAACGCUGGGAUAUUUUGAACUUUACUCUAAGUCUUUCCUCAUCAGAUGCCUGCCGUCAUGUGGGGGUGAAACUCUCUGCUAGUAUUUCCUAAUAUAAACUCUAAGCAUUCCUUAUUCAAACCGAUGGGUGCCACAAGUAAAAACAGCCGGCUAGCUUUUUGAGUGUCGAGGUGCUCCUUGAAAUUCCAUCCCUGGUAGUAACAUACAGUCCACUGUUGCCUACCUUGGUCCCCUUUAUGGUAAAGUAGUAGGCGUAGCAAUAUACAGUAUACAUAUUCUAUAUUCUACAGUAAAUAUCAUUAUUUUUGGUUAAACUGACAACCUGACAAAGAUAUGUUUGUGACUGUAUGCAUUUGUAUGAAUUAUUUUAAAAGGAAAUAAAUUGUGGAAAGGUG
Molecule: messenger RNA, 4452 nt
Organism: Toxotes jaculatrix (banded archerfish)
Lineage: Eukaryota; Metazoa; Chordata; Actinopteri; Toxotidae
Product: C-terminal-binding protein 1
Exons: 11
Coding region: 209-1540 (443 amino acids)
Molecular function (GO): oxidoreductase activity, acting on the CH-OH group of donors, NAD or NADP as acceptor; transcription corepressor activity; NAD binding
Source: RefSeq, a predicted model, not a curated record